Molecule: messenger RNA, 201 nt
Organism: Bipolaris victoriae FI3
Lineage: Eukaryota; Fungi; Ascomycota; Dothideomycetes; Pleosporales; Pleosporaceae
Exons: 1
Coding region: 1-201 (66 amino acids)
Source: RefSeq, a predicted model, not a curated record
AUGAUAAUUGUCGUUGCAAAUACCGAUGGCUGCAUCUUUGAUACAUUGUGUACGAAUACAUGUUCGAGCUCUAGCUUUGCAGCUAUUACCCGCGAUACGCCUCAGAUUAUCUCUAGCCGUUAUCACAUCGCCGAUAUAGCUAAAUCCGUAUCUCGGAUCGCAAUUAACGUCCUCCGGAUGUUUUUAGUAUCCCAUGUUUGA